AUGAAGGGCUUCGCUUGUCUCAUCCUCGCCGGUCUGGCUUCUGGGCUGGCCACUGUUCGAUCCUCGUGCAAGGACUGCACCGUUAGCACAAUUGCGAAUGGCGUUGUGGCCAACGGCUCAGUUCCCAUUGACACCUCUCCGCGUACCCAUUUCUUUAACACGACGCUCCAGGAGCUGAACUCAACAGCUUGGGAGUACUGGUAUACAGAUGGUGUCUCCGAGAGCGGCGACGCCGCUGUCACGCUCGUCUUCUUCAGGGAUCCAUCGCUCCUUGCUGCAGGCCUUGGAACUCUUCGGGUUUCCGUUGAUGCCGUCUGGGGGAACGGAACUCACUUCUCUACCAUGAUUUUCGCGGACAAUUCGAACGUCACAGACUGCAAACAUGGUGUGGCGGGCUGGGAGAACAAGGGGGUGUGGUCUGGCGGAGCCUGCACGGACUGCUGGUUUAAGAGCGUGGACGACAAUAACUUCAUUGUGCGAAUCGCUGGCACUGGUAUCGAGGGCAACACUGUCGAUGGAACCUUCGAGCUGACAUCAUUCACCCACCCGCGCUACCCGGAUGGUACCAACUAUCCUUCGAAGAGCGCGAGUGUUGAGCUGGCACCCCUGAUCUACUGGAACGAGGCUAUCCCCGCUGGAAAGGUCAAGACAUCUUUUACCCUUUCCGGCACAGAGCUGUCCUUCAGCGGGUACGGCGGCUUUGAUCGCAACUGGGGACCCUUCAUCUGGGAUUUCGUGGCUGAUCACUGGUGGUGGGUUCGCAUCGUCACUGAGCCGUACUCUGCUGUCUUCUGGAAGUACUUCUCGCCAAUCUCAAACCGGUAUCAUGUCUACGGAUACCUAGAGGAGAGCGGCAAGGUGCUUGUCAGAGCUUCAUCAGAGGAAGCCGACAACGGCAAGGACUGGGCGACCAUACAGUUGAAGAAUGACACUAAUGGUGUUCGCGGCUCGUUCGCGGACGAUAACACUGGCUUUAUUAUCGAUUUUCAUUCUGCUGCGACGGGUGGUGUAUGGCAGUUUGAUGUGGAUCAUACCAACGUCGUCUUCGAAGCACCAGGUUCCAACGACGAGUACUCCCGCUUCGCUAAUGUCGCCAAGGGAGGAAAGGUUGGAGGUAAGCAAUUCGCAGGUAUUGCCAAGAGUGAGCAAAAUCACAUCAUCACUGUAUAUCCACUUCCUUGA
Molecule: messenger RNA, 1182 nt
Organism: Phaeoacremonium minimum UCRPA7
Lineage: Eukaryota; Fungi; Ascomycota; Sordariomycetes; Togniniales; Togniniaceae
Exons: 1
Coding region: 1-1182 (393 amino acids)
Source: RefSeq, a predicted model, not a curated record